CGAGGCUACAAAGACGGGUCGGCUCGCCAGGGGACGCUCCUGAGAGAAGGGCGCGCGCGGCGCAAGCCAGGGCCCUCCUUGCACCUCGACGCCCAGCAGCCGGCGCGCGGGAAGGGCAGGGCCGCCAGCACUUCCUCCCGCCGCGCAGAGCUCGACCCUGGUGCAGCCGCCGCGCCCCGCCGCGCCCGCCACGCCGUCGAGAUGGGUGAGUCAAGUGACGACAUAGACCAAAUGUUCAGCACUUUGCUGGGGGAGAUGGAUCUUCUGACCCAGAGUUUAGGAGUCGACACUCUUCCUCCUCCUGACCCUAAACCACCCAGAGCUGAAUUUAACUACAGUGUGGGUUUUAAAGAUUUAAAUGAAUCCUUAAAUGCCCUGGAAGACCAAGAUUUAGAUGCCCUCAUGGCAGACCUGGUCGCAGACAUAAGUGAAGCCGAGCAGAGGACGAUCCAGGCACAGAAAGAGUCUUCUCAGAAUCAGCAUCACUCAGCAUCUACGGAGGCAUCAAACUUCAGUGGUGCAGCCUCUCUGGGUUAUGGAGCAAAUGUUACUGCAACCAGCGUUAGCCAAUACGUGGAUGAUUUACCACCCCCACCAGCUGAUCCUGUGUUAGACCUCCCACUGCCGCCGCCGCCGCCACCUCCUGAACCUCUCUCUCAGGUAAGUCUCGUCGUCAAGGUGCACAUGGACGACAACAGCACAAAGUCACUGAUGGUGGAUGAGCGGCAGCUGGCCCGAGAUGUUCUGGACAACCUUUUUGAGAAAACUCACUGUGACUGCAAUGUAGACUGGUGUCUCUACGAAAUAUACCCAGAACUACAAAUUGAGAGGUUUUUUGAAGACCAUGAAAAUGUUGUUGAAGUCUUAUCAGACUGGACAAGAGACACGGAAAAUAAAGUACUAUUUUUGGAAAAAGAGGAAAAGUAUGCUGUAUUUAAAAACCCCCAGAAUUUCUACUUGAAUAACAAAGGGAAAAAAGAAGGCAAGGAAACCAAUGAGAAAAUGAAUGCUAAGAACAAGGAAUCUUUACUCGAGGAAAGUUUCUGUGGAACGUCUGUCAUUGUACCAGAACUCGAAGGAGCUCUUUAUUUGAAAGAAGAUGGAAAGAAAUCCUGGAAAAGGCGCUAUUUCCUUUUACGGGCUUCUGGAAUUUAUUAUGUACCCAAAGGAAAGACUAAGACAUCUCGAGACCUGGCAUGUUUUAUACAGUUUGAAAAUGUCAAUAUUUACUAUGGGAUUCAGUGUAAAAUGAAAUAUAAAGCGCCCACGGACUACUGCUUUGUCUUAAAGCAUCCCCAGAUUCAGAAGGAGUCCCAGUAUAUCAAGUACCUCUGCUGUGACGACGCAAGAACUCUCAACCAGUGGGUUAUGGGAAUUCGGAUCGCCAAGUACGGGAAGACACUCUAUGACAACUAUCAGCGGGCCAUGGCGAGGGCUGGCCUUGCCUCUCGGUGGACAAGCCUGGGGACUGUCAACGCAGUGACACCGGCCCAGCCUUGCACAGGACUUAAGACGGGCGCCACCCAGCCCAAUGGGCAGAUCCCCCAGGCUGUCCAUGCCGCCAGUGCUGUUCUAGAAGAGGCCCAGAGACAGGCGGAAACAGCCAAGGAGAAGAGGCCGGCGCCGGGUAACCACCGCGAGCCGGCAGCGCCCAGGGCCCACCCCGCUCCCAGGGCCAGCCUGCCCCCGCCCCCGCCCGUGCGGCGGUCCUCGGACACCGGCGGCAGCCCCGCCCCGCCCGACGACUUCCUGCCGCCGCCGCCGCCGCCGCCGCUGGGGGACGCCGAGCUGCCGCCGCCGCCGCCGCCGGAGCUGGCCGACUCGCCCCCCGACUUCGUGCCGCCGCCGCCGCCGCCGCCGGUGCUCGCCGGGGACCCGGGCUCCGCGCUGCCGCCGCCCCCGCCGCCGCCGCCCUCGCUCCGCCCGGAGUGCGCAGGGCCGUCCCCCACGGUCGCCAAGAGGCCGCCCAUGCCCCCCAAGAGGCACGACAACCCGGGACUCCCCGCCGGGGGAGGAAGCGGGGAGCAAGACUUCAUGUCAGACCUCAUGAAAGCUCUGCAGAAGAAGAGGGGCAACAUGUCCUAAGGGACAUCCGGGGACGUCCGCGUGGCAUAGGGACAGCCAUCUCUCGCCUCAAGUGCCUGUUUUGCUACAUUCUUGUCGUGGCAUCUGGUUCAUUGUAGAUAAAGGUUGGAAGUUUUCAGACGAGAAAUGAUGUCAGACUUUUCACUGUUGCGCUCAGGUAUAACACAUUCAUGACCAUUCACCUAACACGGAGUUCAGACUGUCUGCCUAAAUGUACAUA
Molecule: messenger RNA, 2305 nt
Organism: Propithecus coquereli (Coquerel's sifaka)
Lineage: Eukaryota; Metazoa; Chordata; Mammalia; Primates; Indriidae
Gene: APBB1IP
Product: amyloid beta (A4) precursor protein-binding, family B, member 1 interacting protein
Exons: 14
Coding region: 202-2085 (627 amino acids)
Biological process (GO): signal transduction
Cellular component (GO): plasma membrane; cytosol
Source: RefSeq, a predicted model, not a curated record